GGAUCAUCCAACGAUACACAGACUGAGAACUUUCUCACCUUCCUUUUAUACAUUUAGCUUUACUUGGAUUUCGUCUUGGAGAAAAGUAACUGAACUAAGAGGAAAAGAGUUUCCUGAUGAAGUGAUUCAGACGAGAUCAGACCAACUACAGGUUUGAAAACAGCUUCAGGUUUAACUAGACCAAACCUCAGACACCAUCACACCUGAUUCACCUUCACUGUGUGGAGCUCUGCACCAGGAAUCACCAUGGCAACGAUCAGUAACAUCUCAUCAAAAUACAAGGACAUCAUCUCCAAAAGUUCUCAGAUCAGUUCAGGAUCUCCUGCUCGAUACCAGCUGAGACCAAAGACAGAGAGGAUCGGUACUCUGACCAGAAGGACUGUUGGUGAAAGAAAUCUGAACAAGGUAAAUAAAACCAUCUUACUUGUGGGAGAAACAGGAACAGGGAAAUCUACUCUGAUCAACACUCUGGUCAACUACGCCAUGGGAGUAGAGUUUGAUGACGACAUCUGGUUUGAGAUCGAAGAGGAGGAGGAGAGAAGUCAGACAGAAAGUCAGACAUCUGAUGUGAUCGUGUACGAGAUCUUUGACUUUAAAGAAAACACUCUGCCCUACUCUCUGACCAUCAUUGAUACUCCUGGAUAUGGAGACACCAGAGGGACUGAACAUGAUGUCAUCGUCAGUCACAGAUUAUUUGACUUGUUCCGCUCAGAAGAAGGAGUUCAUGAAGUUAGUGCAGUGGGUCUGGUGCUGAAGGCGACAGAGAAUCGAGUGAGUGAUCGACUGAUGUACAUCUUCAGUUCAGUGAUGUCUCUGUUUGGAAAAGACAUGGAGAAGAACAUCGUCGCUCUCGUCACUCACUCAACUGGAAGAAAACCAAAAAAUGUUCUUCAAGCUCUUGAAGCUGCAAAAAUUAAAUGUGCCAGAGAUGAGAAGAAUCAACCUGUUCACUUCCUGUUUGAUAACUGCCAGAAAGAAGAGAACAGAGGAAACAGAGUUUGGUUUAGAGAAUGGUUGGAGAGUAACCAUGCAAGGAAUGAGUCAGUUUACGAAGUUUUUGGAAAAAACUAAACCUCAAAAACUGGAGAAAACAGUUGAAGUGUUGAAUUCAUGCGUCAGACUGACGGCCUGCAUCCAGAACCUGCAGGAGAGAAUUGGUUUGAUUGAACUGAAACAGACUGAGAUCAAACAGACUCAAGAAGCUCUGGAGAAACAUGAACAUGAGAUGGAGAAGAAUAAAGACUUCACUGUAGAAG
Messenger RNA from Seriola dumerili (greater amberjack), 1256 nucleotides. RefSeq names its product septin-5-like. The coding region runs from base 247 to 1071 and encodes 274 amino acids. NCBI's taxonomy places the organism in Eukaryota, Metazoa, Chordata, Actinopteri, Carangiformes, Carangidae. The transcript has 3 exons. The record is from RefSeq and is a predicted model, not a curated record. Gene Ontology annotation, molecular function: GTP binding.